AUGAAUGGCCAACAUAUUCUAGUAACUGGUGCAGUAGGUGGGAUUGGUUUUGCUAUUGCACGCUUAUUUCUUGCUCAAGGUGCCAACGUGUCUUUACAUUAUCAUCGUAAUGUAGAAAAUUUAGGUUCAUUGUUGAACGAAUAUUCUAAUCAAUGCCAUGCACUUUCAGUUAAUGCUACUGAUGAACAAGCUGUACAAAAAGGCGUCGAAGAAAGUUGUAAUCAUUUUGGACUUAUAAAUGUUUGUAUUAUUAAUCAUGCUGUAGUCACUGAAAAUGAUAUUCCGAUUUGGGAUAUGUCACUUGAUCAAUGGCAACAUACAAUGAAUGUCGAUUUGACAUCAUACUUUCUCUAUGCACGAGAAUGGUGUCGACAAUUAAAACAUCUCAAAUCAUGGCAUGAUACAAAUAUUAAUGCUUGUCUUUUAUUUAUUGGUUCAUCAGCAGGGAAAUUCGGCGAAGCCAAUCAUAUUGAUUAUGCAACAGCAAAAGGUGGUCUACACUCUGGUUUUAUAAAAUCAUUAAAAAAUGAAAUCAUUCAUAUUAUUCCACAAGCUCGAUGUAACAUCGUAGCACCAGGAUGGACACGAACACCAAUGGUUGAGAAGUCAUUCGAAGAAGGCAAACAUGUGCGAACGCUUCAAAUGACACCUUUGCGAAAAGUAGCUACAACUGAUGAUGUAGCAAAGGCAUGCCUAUUUUUGGCUUCACACAAAACAGCUGGACAUAUAUCAGGCGAAGUAUUGAUGGUUCAUGGCGGCAUGGAAGGGCGUGUUUUGUGGCAGUAG
Molecule: messenger RNA, 786 nt
Organism: Rotaria sp. Silwood2
Lineage: Eukaryota; Metazoa; Rotifera; Eurotatoria; Philodinida; Philodinidae
Source: the annotation of a GenBank genome assembly